AUGGAAACUACAACAUUUGAUUAUGACUACGAUAAUUCCAGUGCUGAACCGGUCACACCAUGUAGCAGGGACGGUGACAACAACCUGGGAGCUCAGCUGUCCGUCCUCUACUACUUCAUGUUCGUCUUCAGUCUCUUAGGCAACGGACUGCUCCUGGUCAUCAUCCAUCGGUUUGAGAAGCUGACCACUGUGACCAACAUCUUGCUGCUGAACCUGGUCUUGUCCUCCGUGAUCUUCAUGAGCAGCCUUCCCUUCUUGGGUGUCUACAUGCAGCUUUCCACCUGGAUCUUUGGCAAAGUUAUGUGCAAGAUUGUUGGUAGUGUCUACUACCUGGGUUUCUACAGCUCCGUCCUCUUCCUCGCUCUUCUGACCUUCGACCGACACCUUGCAGUUGUGUACUCCUUAAGGAUGUCACAUGUGAGGAACCGAAGCUACGCUGUGAUCUCCUGUGGUGUGGUUUGGCUGGUCAGCGGCUUGGCGUGCAUCAGGCCCAUGAUUCUUCACACCACUUUUGUGUAUAUUGACAACAAAACCUACUGUGAUGAGUUUCCAGGUGACCUUCUUAAUAUUAAUGUUAGUCAGCUGAGAACCUCUGGAUUUUACCUUCAGCUUUUCCUUUUCUUGAUCUUCCCUCUGGUUGUGAUUAUCUACUGCUAUGUUAGGAUUGCAAUCACUGUCAUGUCAUCCAAGAUAGUUACCAAGUUCAAGACAGUCAGGCUGAUUUUUGUCAUCGUACUGUUGUUUUUCAUUUGUUGGAUCCCUUUUAACGUUGUAACACUGAUGCACGAUGAAGCUACUAGCUGUGAGGAACAACAGAAGCUGGGCUAUGCGCUUCAAAUGACUCGUAACAAUGCCUACAUUUACUUUUGCAUCAGUCCCAUCUUCUACACAUUUGUAGGGAAAAAAUUCCAGAACUACUUCAGACAGCUGCUGGUUAAACGCUUCCCAAGCUUAAAGCGCUACAUUUCUGUCAGUCAAUACAGCAGAACCAACAUGUCGACAAAAAGUACACCGAAUGAGAUGUAGGGUUGGGAAGCUUUUACAAACAACUGGAGAAGUUUACUUUAAGGUAGACAUCACUGAAAUCUGUGCACGGUUUAGUGAACACUCUGGUUGGAUUAAUUGUGGCCAAUCCAUAAUACUGAAUGAACGUGCUAUACAACAAUUUCAUGAGGUAAACUUUAGCUUCCCAAGAUCUAAUGACGAGGGAGUUUUGCAGAGGAAAAAAGAUCCUGUGGACCAAGGGCCUUGAGCUGCACCGUCUAGAUCAGAGGCCACAAAAACAAGACAAAAUAUAUAUA
Messenger RNA from Acanthochromis polyacanthus (spiny chromis), 1301 nucleotides. Its product is annotated as C-C chemokine receptor type 3-like. The record is from RefSeq and is a predicted model, not a curated record. The transcript has 2 exons. Gene Ontology annotation, molecular function: chemokine receptor activity. NCBI's taxonomy places the organism in Eukaryota, Metazoa, Chordata, Actinopteri, Pomacentridae. Gene Ontology annotation, biological process: G protein-coupled receptor signaling pathway; immune response; chemotaxis. The coding region runs from base 1 to 1026 and encodes 341 amino acids. Gene Ontology annotation, cellular component: membrane.